Homalodisca vitripennis (glassy-winged sharpshooter) is the source of this 813-nucleotide messenger RNA. RefSeq lists its product as uncharacterized. The transcript has 5 exons. Lineage: Eukaryota; Metazoa; Arthropoda; Insecta; Hemiptera; Cicadellidae. The coding region runs from base 8 to 745 and encodes 245 amino acids. The record is from RefSeq and is a predicted model, not a curated record.
CCUCAGCAUGGUAGCCGAAGAUAUAAUGCGGCCCGCCUCCUGCUUGCCGAUAUUCGAAGACCCUCCUCACAGAACAAAAGUUAUCCUAAUCCUGGCAAUGGCCCACACAACACUUAUCAUCGUAGAAUGUAUGGUUGUGAGCUCUAUUCUGAGUGCUGGUCUAGGAGUAUCAGCUGCACAGUUUGAUGAUCAGUUCGACCCUUUUGAUGACAGCUUCUAUGAACCUGGUCCGCCAUACUUGGGUGAUGUUGUCAAGAAUGUGCCUAGAGUGGGCCGCAGGAACGAUUUCUUCCUGAAGGCGGCUAAGUCUGUUCCCAGGAUUGGCCGAAGGAGUGACGUCGAAUCAGCUAGUGACUCAACAGACAUCUUCAAUCCUACUCUCUCCAAACAUAUCCCCAGGAUUGGGAGACGUAAUGACUUCUUCCUGAAAGCAGCCAAAUCCAUUCCCAGGAUCGGCAGGCGGAAUGAUUUUUUCCUUAAGGCAGCAAAGUCAGUUCCUCGGAUAGGACGGCGAGAUGAAGAAAAUUCAGUCCUCACCAAGCGCAAUGCUCUCACUAAUGGUGUGGAAGGUGGUGAAGUGGCAGCUUGGCCAUGGUUUCGGAACCCAGAUCUCAUUCCAAGAGCUUUCAAGAGGAGCGAAUCUCCAGUGGAACCUGAGGCCAGAGAAGUAGACCACGGGCUAGUCGUCUAUGAGUUGAAUCUCCACAAAGAAAUGGAGGAACCGAGAUUGCAAGCUGAAGUUUAACUACUAAUACCUGCUUUAUAUUUAUUUUGUUCCUGUGGUUAGACUGGAAAUAAAAGUAUUAAAUUGUA